Messenger RNA from Styela clava, 933 nucleotides. Its product is annotated as histone-lysine N-methyltransferase SETMAR-like. Lineage: Eukaryota; Metazoa; Chordata; Ascidiacea; Stolidobranchia; Styelidae. Gene Ontology annotation, molecular function: zinc ion binding; protein binding; histone methyltransferase activity. Gene Ontology annotation, cellular component: nucleus. The record is from RefSeq and is a predicted model, not a curated record.
UAUCUUUAUAAUCAUGUUUUUGUUGAUUUUCACAGACCAAUAUCAUAUAAAAAUCUUGAACAUAUAUAUGGAUUUAUCUGAUGGUCAGGAAUAUACAGCAGUCACAAUAAAUCCUGAUGUUUUCUAUCAUUUGAAAGAAGAAGGUUUUAAAUACACUUUGUUUAAUGUGGAAGGCCCAGGUUGUGAUGAAAAUCCGGCUCUGAUUAAGUUUGAAGGAUGUGGCUGUACUGUUUUAAGUUGUUCUGAAGAAAACUGUCAAUGCAAUUUAAAAAAUUAUGAAAACUCAAAACUCAGAAAAUCGAACCCAUUCACUUCACCUCCGAUUUACGAAUGUAACUCAAUGUGUAAAUGCAGUGAUGCAUGUGAAAAUAGACUCGUGCAACAUGGUGUUAAAACAAGACUUGAAGUAUGUAAUAUUCAAUAUAAAGGAAAGGGUGUUAAAUGUUUGGAGAACAUUGAAAAAGGAAGAUUCGUUUGUGAAUAUGCUGGAGAGGUAUUGGGAUAUGAAGAGGCAGUAAAAAGGACUAAGAAUCAGUGUUCAAAAAUUGGUGUAAUGAAUUACAUUAUAUCAGUAUGUGAAUAUAACUCAAAUCCAAAUGAAAAACCGCACAAAUUAACUUUUGUAGAUCCAAAAUAUAUUGGAAACGUUGGGAGAUUUAUCAACCAUAGCUGUGACCCAAAUCUUGUAAUGGUUCCAGUACGGGUAGACUCCGAUGUUCCUCAUCUUGCACUUUUUGCCUGCAAAGACAUUGAAGUCAAUUCGGAGAUCACAUUCAACUAUGCGGGAAACUGCAAAUCUGAUUUUAUUGACAAUUCAAAUGCAAAUCAACAAAACCAAAAGCCAUGUUAUUGCGGUGCAAUAUCUUGUCAGAAAUAUCUUCCCUUCGACAGCACUUCAUUAAUAAUCGAAUAAAUAUUUUACAUUCAUUUCAG